AUGUAUGCUGAUGACAUUCAAAUCUACCUGGAUUUUAAUCCUACCAUUCCGUGUGAUGCUGAGUGCUGCUUGUUUAGGCUAUCCAACUGCAUUCAGGAUGUUCAAACCUGGAUGCUUGCAAACAAACUCAUGCUGAAUGAAAACAAAACAGAGUUUUUCAUAGCAUCGUCGCCAUAUCAUUCCAAACGUCUUCAGCUACUAACCCUCACGAUAGGCAACACAACCAUCAAUCCUGUCUCAUCUGUUCGGAACUUGGGAGUAACCUUUGACAACUCCAUUUCAAUGAGUCAACAUGUCACUGGUCUGUGCAGGUCCAUUAACUAUCACAUACGCAACAUCACAAUGAUCCGCAAAUACCUGGACUACGACACCUGUCAUUCUGUUGUUCGUGCACUGGUACUCUCACGCCUUGACUACUUCAACUCUCUUCUCACCGGACUUAAGCAACACGAUCUCAACCGCCUACAAAAACUCUAA
Molecule: messenger RNA, 477 nt
Organism: Patiria miniata (bat star)
Lineage: Eukaryota; Metazoa; Echinodermata; Asteroidea; Valvatida; Asterinidae
Exons: 1
Coding region: 1-477 (158 amino acids)
Source: RefSeq, a predicted model, not a curated record